This is a messenger RNA of Desarmillaria tabescens, 799 nucleotides long. RefSeq lists its product as uncharacterized. The coding region runs from base 132 to 524 and encodes 130 amino acids. Lineage: Eukaryota; Fungi; Basidiomycota; Agaricomycetes; Agaricales; Physalacriaceae. The record is from RefSeq and is a predicted model, not a curated record. The transcript has a single exon.
CUACCAAUAUACCCCCCGCCCUGGGUACCAGGCUUUAUACACAGGUACGAGUUCCGCGAGUAUCUAUAAAGCGGCUUGCCAGGCUAGAUGCAACGCACAAUGGCUGAAAACCCCUGGUAACAUCCCAACCCAUGCCGGAUAUACAGGCAAUCCAGCACGAGCCGACGUCGAGUCCAACGAACACCUGCCACCCACCCCGCGAGGACCGAUUAAUGCCGCAAAAGCCGGAGUGGCACAAAACUGCAGGAACCUUGCGCAUAACGGGUGUCCUCGAGGCCUUAUUCACCGACGCCGCCUAUCCUAGGAUGCACAUAUCUUUCCGAAAGCUGGUCGAAGACCUGAGCCUAGGCCAGAAGACGGUACUACGACAGGAGAGCAGCGCAUUCCUUGCAGUCAUCCCCUAUGGAGCGGGCCCAAAAUUCUACCAGACCUACACGAUGCUGAAGCAGGACGUUAAGGCGUUUAUUGACAACCUCCAGGUUGAGAAGGGUAACUACAAGAUCUCCAUUUCGAAGACCGACUAGAACGGCAAGAAGACGAGAGACUACCAAACGCCAUGGCCAUUCUUCAUAGAGAACGCGGCUCAACCCCUACGGGACUACCUCCUCUGGCAACAAACUUUCCCCAUCGACGACAAACUCGUACUCAACUUCCUCCCACUAUGCAGCAGUACUGGAAGAUAAAGAUAAAAGAAUGCUUGCGAUGAUCACGACGAUCGUAUAUGAUAAAUGUGCGUAAAGGUAUAACUAGGCCAAAAGCUAGUAUUUAUGCAAGUAAUUGUUUUCAGUCCAAGAAAUAC